Eutrema salsugineum is the source of this 1017-nucleotide messenger RNA. RefSeq lists its product as uncharacterized. Gene Ontology annotation, biological process: DNA integration. The coding region runs from base 1 to 1017 and encodes 338 amino acids. NCBI's taxonomy places the organism in Eukaryota, Viridiplantae, Streptophyta, Magnoliopsida, Brassicales, Brassicaceae. The record is from RefSeq and is a predicted model, not a curated record. Gene Ontology annotation, molecular function: nucleic acid binding. The transcript has a single exon.
AUGUUUCGCGACGCACAUGCCUUCAUCUCGCAGUGCGAUGCUUGUCAGAGGAGAGGAAAGAUCAGCAAAAGACAUGAGAUGCCACAGAAUUUCAUCCUUGAGGUUGAGGUAUUCGAUUGCUGGGGUAUCGAUUUCAUGGGUCCUUUUCCCUCUUCUUAUGGGAACAAGUACAUCCUGGUCGCUGUUGAUUAUGUCUCAAAGUGGGUCGAAGCCAUUGCCAGUCCCACCAACGAUUCCUCAGUGGUUCUUAAGAUGUUCAAGACCAUCAUCUUUCCUCGUUUUGGAGUGCCUCGAGUUGUUAUAAGUGAUGGUGGUUCUCACUUCAUUAACAAGAUUUUCGAGAAACUCCUCAUGAAACAUGGAGUUCAUCAUCGAGUUGCAACUCCUUAUCACCCUCAGACAAGUGGACAGGUCGAAGUCUCGAAUCGUCAGAUUAAGGAGAUCCUGGAGAAGACAGUGGGUAAAACUAGAAAGGACUGGGCUGCGAAGUUGGACGAUGCACUCUGGGCGUACAGGACAGCGUUCAAAACACCUCUAGGCACCACAACUUUCCACCUGCUCUAUGGAAAGCCCUGUCACCUUCCAGUGGAGAUCGAACACAAGGCAGCCUGGGCGAUAAAGCUAAUGAAUUUCGACAUCAAGUCUGCUGCAGAAAGGAGAUUGAUACAGCUGAAUGAGUUGGACGAAAUCAGGCACCACGCCUAUGAGAAUUCAAAGUUGUACAAAGAGAGGACCAAGGCGUAUCACGAUUCAAAAAUCCUCUCCAGGAAAUUCGAACCGAAUGAUCAGGUACUUCUGUAUAACUCUCGUUUGCAAUUGUUUCCUGGUAAACUUCGUUCUCGAUGGUCAGGUCCUUUCAUAGUCAAAGAGGUUCGCCCCUAUGGUGCCAUCGUCCUCCUCACACCAGAUGGCAGCAGGGAGUUCACAGUGAAUGGACAAAGGGUGAAGCAUUACUGGGCCAAAGCUGAGAUUCCGGAUGGACAUAUUGUUCCUCUGGAUGGUGCACCUCCUGCCUGA